Messenger RNA from Myotis brandtii (Brandt's bat), 2276 nucleotides. It is a transcript of the gene VEGFD, whose product is annotated as c-fos induced growth factor (vascular endothelial growth factor D). The coding region runs from base 709 to 1764 and encodes 351 amino acids. Gene Ontology annotation, cellular component: membrane. The transcript has 7 exons. Gene Ontology annotation, molecular function: vascular endothelial growth factor receptor 3 binding; growth factor activity; chemoattractant activity. Lineage: Eukaryota; Metazoa; Chordata; Mammalia; Chiroptera; Vespertilionidae. The record is from RefSeq and is a predicted model, not a curated record. Gene Ontology annotation, biological process: positive regulation of angiogenesis; vascular endothelial growth factor signaling pathway; positive regulation of mast cell chemotaxis.
UUGCUUCUGUGUGUCACUAGCAGUUGAUGCCUCAUGAGCAUCUGAGGUCCAUUACUGAGCACUGCAAUUUUCAAUACGGAGUCAUGCCUAUGUGCCGAGGUUUCACAUUACAGGUUAUCUGCGUUAAAAUAACAGCAGUCCUAAGCAUUUGAGUCAGUUUUUAAAACAUCCUUGCUAUUGGUAGGGAUGUGACAGGAUUACGGCCAAGACUUCCCUGCAUAUUCUGCCAAAAUCUGUGUCAGAUUUAAGACACAUGCUCCUGCAAGCUUCCAUGAGGGUUGUGAAAAGAGUUGGAAUCCAGAAUUGGGUUCCAGCUUUUCUGUAGCUGCAAACAUUGGUGGCCACACCACCUCUUUAUAAAGCAGCUAGAACUUGGGGCAUAGGGUAGAGAGAUUUUUUUUUUAAAAAAUUGCUGGGCAUGAAAUGGAUUUAGAGUGCUUUCUCAUUGCAAGGGAAAACAUGUCCACCUCCUAAUUAUUCUUGGAGCAUGAGAACAUUUAAAAAUUUUUUCAUCGCUCUAUCUGCAUAAGAUUGUGCAAAAACGUACCUUGACUAAUCAUUUCAUUGGAUUUUUAUCACAACUGAUUGUUUUUCCAUGUGAAAUCUUGGGGUUUCGAACGUUCCUUCUGGAGAAUGCCUUUUGAAACAGUUUUCUCUAGCUAUCUAUUGUCAACUACUUGGUAAUCAGUGGGUAUUAAAGUGUUCAAAAUGUACAGACAGUGGGCAGUGGUGAAUAUUUUCAUGAUGUUUUAUCUGCAAUUGGUGCAAGACUCCAGUGAUGAACAUGGAUCAAUGAAGCGGUCCCUGUUAGAACAAUCUGAACAGCAGAUUAGGGCAGCUUCUGGCUUGGAGGAACUGCUGCAAAUCACACACUUCGAGGACUGGAAGCUGUGGAGAUGCCGACUGAAGCUGAAAAGUUUUACCACCCCGGACUCUCGCUCAGCAUCCCAUCGGUCCACCAGGUUUGCGGCAACUUUCUAUGACAUUGAAACAUUAAAAGUUAUAGAUGAGGAAUGGCAAAGAACCCAGUGCAGCCCUAGAGAGACGUGUGUGGAGGUCGCCAGUGAGCUGGGGAGGAGCACCAACAGGUUCUUCAAACCUCCCUGUGUGAACGUUUUCCGGUGUGGCGGCUGCUGCAAUGAAGAGAGCGUCAUCUGCAUGAACACCAGCACCUCGUAUGUUUCCAAACAGCUCUUUGAAAUAUCAGUGCCUUUGACAUCAGUGCCCGAAUUAGUGCCUGUUAAAGUUGCCAACCAUACAGGUUGUAAGUGCUUGUCAACAGCUCCCAGCCAUCCAUACCCCAUUAUCAGAAGAUCCAUUGAGGUCACAGAAGAAAAUGGUUGUUCCCAUCCCAAGAAACUAUGUCCUAUUGACAUGCUAUGGGAUAGCAGCAAAUGUAAAUGUGUUUUACAGGAGGAGAAUCCACUUGCUGGAAUGGAAGACCCCUCUCACCUUCAGGAACUGACCCUCUGUGGGCCGCACAUGAAGUUUGAUGAAGAUCGUUGCGAGUGCGUGUGUAAAACAACCUGUCCCGCAGAUCUCAUCCAGCACCCAGAAAACUGCAGUUGCAUUGAGUGCAGAGAGAGUCUGGAGAGCUGCUGCCGGAAGCACAAGGUAUUUCACCCAGAUACCUGCAGCUGUGAGGAAGGAUGCCCCUUGCACACCAGAAUGUGUACAAAUGCUAAACCAGCCUGUGCAAAGCAUUGCCGCUUUCCAAAGGAGAAAAGGCCUACCCCUGAGCUCCACAGUCAAGAAAAUCCCUGAUUCAGCUUUGUUCCCAAGUUCCUCCUCCCUCAUUUUAAACAGCAUGCCGCUUUGCCAAGUUGCUGUCACUGUUUUUCUUUUUUUCCAGGGGUUGGAAAAAAUUCAUUUCACAUAGUACCGGGUGAAUCCAAACCAAUCUUCCAUUAAAGAGCAGCUGAGGGUUCCCCGGUUCCUUGAUAGAUAUCUUCUCUGCACACCAAGGAGUGGAGAAGAGGGAGCCUGUGUAACCCUUUCUGUUUGGUGAAUGAAAAAGGUUUGAUCAUCAUGGAAUGAUAAGUGCUUUGUCACUGAUUACUCACAGCAGAUGAGGCAAUUUGAAUAGUCUCUGAGUCCUUUGCUAAUUGCAACUCUCUUGUGAAUUAUUCUGAUUCUUCCUUAUGCAGAUUUGAUUCAUAUGAUCAGCACUGAUUUUCUGAUUACUGUCCAGCUUGUAGUUUUGAGUUUACCAAACUCCUGUCUGUUGUUUCAUAUUUAAGUGUAUUUAAAGAAAAUAAACACCAUUAUUCAAGCCA